AUGGCAGCCUUCCCAGACGGAGAGCAAGUAUACGCGACGCUCCUGUUGACGGAUUCGUACCUCCCAGGCGCGCUAGUGCUUGCACAUUCCCUCCGAGACGCGGGCACCUCACGAAAGCUCGUCGUCUUCUUCACCCUCGAUAGUGUCUCCGCCGACUCCAUAACGCAACUACAGGCCGUUUUCGAUCAUAUCAUCCCUGUCCCUAGAAUCCGCAAUGAACACCGCGCGAACCUGUACCUGAUGAACCGUCCUGAUCUCGACUCUGCAUUCACAAAAAUCAACCUCUGGAAGCAAACCCAAUUCUCCAAGAUUGUAUAUAUAGACGCCGACGUCGUCGCCUACCGCGCCCCGGAGGAGCUCUUUGCACUUCAGCACGCUUUCGUUGCUGCGCCAGACAUUGGAUGGCCAGACAUCUUCAACACUGGUGUAAUGGCAUUGACACCCAAUCUUGGAGACUACUAUGCCCUGCUAGCCAUGGCGGAGCGCGGUAUCUCUUUCGACGGCGCAGACCAGGGUCUGUUAAACAUGUACUUCAAAAACACCGUCCACCGCUUGUCUUUCACCUACAAUGUCACACCUUCGGCGCAUUAUCAGUACUUACCAGCAUAUCGCCACUUUCAAUCGAGCAUCAACAUGGUGCAUUUUAUCGGCCCCAAGAAGCCGUGGUUCGAGGCUCGCCAUGUGCUACACGGAGACUCGCCCUAUGGGGAAAUGGUGGGCAGGUGGUGGUCAGUCUAUGAUCGCCAUUACCGUACACAGAAGCCUGAUCUGGCCCACUCCAUAGACCCCGGAAGUCAGACGCAACCGGAAACAAAAGCUGGGCAACCUGUUUCUCAACAACAGCAGCCUUCACCACCACGGGUACAGGGUCAAACGCACGAUCAUCAUCAAGUGACUGCCCCUCAGUCGACCGGGCCCCUAAUUGCCCCUUUUGUGCCUCGGGUCACGGUGGAAAAUGUCCAAGAACAGCAGGAGGCGAAAAAGAAAGCCCAUUCGCGCGACCAGAGUUGGGAUGCUCAGCGACAACCUCCUCCAAGAUAUUCGAAGCCAGAAGCGGAGAACUUCCCGAAUACGCAUUACUCAAUGUCACAAGAUGUCAAGCCAUUCGUACCUCCCGCGAGAUACCCGAGUCCGCCCCGUGACAUGUGGUAUGAGGUUCCCACGCAUCGCCCCGCACCGUCGUCUCAGUCACCGAAGGCGAUAUUCCCCUGGGAAGGCCAGCAGCCGCAGGCAUCUCGGGCAUUCCCUGCUGUACCUGACGAGCCGCUGACUCGUCUUGGUAAAGAGACGGAAGUCGAGGCAGACACGAUGCAAGAAACUGCCCCUGAAGUUGAUUCAGUACCGACCAAGCCUUCUCCCGCCAAUCCUGUACCUUCCCCGAGCGUAUGGAGCUCGUUCACUCUAGUGAACGCAUGGGACGAUGUGCCCGAGAUCAGUCGGUAUGUCGAGCGCACCAGAGGUCACCGAAGAGGCAAGAGUUCCCAAAUCAGCCUGCAGGCCUCGAAGGGCGGGGAUGCUCCUGAGCCGUCUUCCAAGAAGAAGCUCAACUUCCAAAGCCUCAAGCUCACAGACUUUCCUACCGAGGUUGAGCGCCCAAGCCUGCCUGUCACACCUGCACCCGUCCGCCGGCCAUCAUUCUGGGGAGAUGACGGUGAAGAUGCCAGACCGAACGUUGCCGGACCGAUUGUACCAACUGCAGAGGGAGUGCCUACACAAUCUGAUUGGAACCCGGCAGCACAGCUACAGAAACUCGCUGCUCAGCACUCCGAAGAGCUACUCCGACGGCUUUCUGGCGCAGACAGCGAGUCUCUCGGCAUGUUCAACGAGUCACCGUCACGUCUCUCGCAACGGCCCGCGACGCCGGCAGCAACGAGCAAUUCCGGCGUGCUCAGCCCGACGCCUCUCAAGGCCGAGACCACGCCGGCCCGGGCUCUUGAGCAGCAGCAUCUAAGUGGCAGCAGCCAAGCAGACUGA
Akanthomyces muscarius is the source of this 1974-nucleotide messenger RNA. RefSeq lists its product as uncharacterized. Gene Ontology annotation, cellular component: cytoplasm. NCBI's taxonomy places the organism in Eukaryota, Fungi, Ascomycota, Sordariomycetes, Hypocreales, Cordycipitaceae. The transcript is spliced from 6 exons. The record is from RefSeq and is a predicted model, not a curated record. Bases 1 to 1974 code for a protein of 657 amino acids. Gene Ontology annotation, molecular function: glycosyltransferase activity.